Molecule: messenger RNA, 4643 nt
Organism: Hemicordylus capensis (graceful crag lizard)
Lineage: Eukaryota; Metazoa; Chordata; Lepidosauria; Squamata; Cordylidae
Gene: SCFD2
Product: sec1 family domain containing 2
Exons: 9
Coding region: 337-2400 (687 amino acids)
Biological process (GO): intracellular protein transport; vesicle-mediated transport
Source: RefSeq, a predicted model, not a curated record
GGCGCUUAGGGGUGACGUCAUAUUCGUGAGGCUGCUGCGCGUGCGAAUAGGCGUGUGGCGGCUAGUGGUGCUGUCAGCAUAGUCGCUACAGUCUCUUCCUGAAUACGUUUGACUGCGGGUGAUUUUGUGUGCUACUACAUUACUACAUGCGGGGAUUUUGAACUCAGACUCUUCUCCCGAGACGCCUAAGGGGGCUUAAUUGGGUUGUGGUACAGUUUCCCUUCGACUCAGCUCCAAGGGCUUCUUGCUACUCCCCAGUCUUGGCUUCACGUUCCUUGUGCAGUUUGAGUGCCACCCAUUGGGGGGUGGGUAUUCGUGGGCUAUUCUUCCCGCGUUAUGACGAGCACCGCUUCCUUUCCCACAAACCCAGUUGGUAUGUCGUUCUUUUCCCACCAAGCUUGGGAACAGGUGUGUGCAAAGGUGAAGCGGGCUGUCGUGUUCAUGGACCCUGCUUGCGCUGAGAGCCUUCACUGGGCGUGUGGAGGAGCAGGGAGGCUGCUGCAAGCCGGGGCUCUCAACGUCAAGGAAUUUUCCAGCUUUGAAUCUGGUGGUGCAAAGCAGCCCAAGGCAGUCUUUGUGGUGAGCACCUUGCUGAAAGGCAGGACAGUGGACAUCAUUCGUGAUAUUGUGAGUCUCAGCCACUUCCAGUACUGUGUGGUUUUCACAGCUGUCAGUCAUGCAGUGCACUUGCAGGCCCAUAAUGCUCCAAGCAGUUCUGAAGUUGAAGGUGGUGGCCAAGUGGUCUUUGAGCAGUUUGAAGAGAAGCUCUGCCAGUGGAUGGGCAACGUUAAUUAUACUGCAGAGGUGCAACAUGCUGCUUUGUUUCUAGCACCCAUUUCACCUCACCUCUUUGUAACACCUGCUUUUUCUUCACUUUUCCCCUUGAUGAAUCUGGAUUUGGCUCAGAUCAAUAGCGCCAGACCAGAGAAAAAGAAAAUUGCUAACUUGAGUGAUGUUGACUUCUCGUCUCUGUCUUCAGAACUACAGUUUGAAAUCAGGUCAUUGGUAUCUGGCUUCAACAGUUUAUUUGAGUACCUCAGUGUGCGAGAGGAAUGCUUUGCUGUUGGUAUACUGAGCAGGAUUAUUGCAGGGGAUCUGGCAAAUUACUCUCCAGCCAAGGCCAGAAGAAAAACUGCACAACACAGAGCCUCUGUAAUCUUUGUGGACAGAACUUUAGAUUUGACAGGAGCAGUUGGUCAUCAUGGUGACAACCUAGCAGAGAAGAUUCUCUGUGUGCUUCCCAAACUUCCAGGUCAUACAAAUGAUGUGAUGGUUAAUAUGGUGGACCUCACAACCCUCCUGACUGAUGAUGCAAAUUGCAACAUUAUCGCACCAGGUUGCUUGGCACAACCAAAUGAUCCAGCGGCUAAAGCUCUGUGGGAGUCCUUAAUGAAUCUCAAACACAAAGAAGCUGUGAUGGAAGUUCGGAGACAUCUGGUGGAAGCUGCAAGCAGAGAAAAUUUGCCAAUCAAGAUGAGCAUGGGUAGAGUCACUCCUGAACAGCUCAGCUCAUAUAUCCAGCUUUUCAAAAAGAAACGUGAAGCUGUUGAAAACCAUUGUGGGCUUCUCCAGAUUGCACUGGCCACCGUUCAGGCACUAAAACACCCUCAAAAUACCAAGUGGGACAACUUCUUAGCCUUUGAAAGACUACUUGUGCAGAAUAUUGGAGAGUCAACAUUGCCCAGUGUCCUCAACCAAUUACUGCCUAUCAUCAAGUCUCGUAACAGAACAGAUAAUGAUUAUACUCCUGAAGAUCUCCUUCUAUUGCUGGUGUACAUUUACUCCAUAGUUGGAGAAAUAAAAAUGGGAAAAGAGUUAGAUGAAGCUGAAGAAGAAGUGAAGGAGGCCUUUAUUCAUUCUCUUUGUGAUGAACCCGAGUUAUCUACCUUACUGCAGAAAAUAACAGGCUGUGAAUCUUCACUUGAUCUGACAUUUCAGAAGGCCAUGGUUGCAGUGAAUGAGAUAUUUAAGGCCCUCAGAGAUGUUACAAGAGCUCGGGCACACAUGAAACAGUUUAAUUCUGUACAUAUUCCAGGAAGCAAUACCCAACAGGCCUCUUAUAAACCAAUGUUGAAGCAAGUGGUAGAAGAGAUCUAUAAUCCUGAUCGACCUGACUCUGUUGAUAUAGAACAUAUGUCGUCUGGGCUCACUGACCUUUUGAAAACUGGAUUCAGCAUGUUCAUGAAGGUGAGCCGCCCUCACCCUAGUGACCAUCCUCUGGUGAUCAUCUUCAUGGUUGGUGGAGUAACUCUGUCUGAAGUCAAAAUGGUGAAAGACCUUGUAUCGGCACACAAGCCUGGAAUACAGGUAAUUGUACUCUCCACCACUCUCCUGACGCCACUUAACAUUCUGGAGUUGCUGUUUGCAACCGAGCGUCUACAGCCGGACAUUGGUGUCUGAGGAGCAGAUAAUCCGUCAAAGAAGAUGAGCGUCUGGUCCGGCUUGCUGAAAAUAUUGAAACCCUUACCUUCGGUGACGUUCUUGCAAAACUGAGAAGUCCUGAAAUUACCUAUGACCUUGAUUGAGAAAAUGGAUUUGAUAGCUGUCUGUAAGGGAAAGUAUCUAGAUUGUGAUAGCAUUUGAAAAUCUUUUCAUUUCUUCAGUGACAUCAAGCUGGCAUUCACUUCCUCUCUCUGCAGUAAUGCUGUAUUUAACUGAAAUCCCUGAUCUCUAGCUUAUUGACCUGGGCUGUUCUUGCUAGCAGCUGGAGAACGUAAAGAUCAAUUCUUUUAGCUGUUUCAUAGGAACACUGUAGAACAAUCAAAGAUAGCCACAGGGUCUUCCAUUUUUUAUACUCCAUUCUUUCCUUCACUUUUUAUAAGGUUGACUUGUGAUACAGGAUGCCAUUGGAGAAAGUGUUAAGUCAACAUCUGUAAUGAAUGACAUUUUUGGUCUGAAAUGCAAUAUGCCCUUGAGAGAAGAAAGUGUGUCUUACAGUGCAACCUAUGCAUGUAAGUAUGCAUAGAUUUAAUUGGGAGUAAGCCCUAUUGAACUGUGUUCAGUGGGGCUUUCUCCCAAUUAAAUAUGCAUAGGAUUGCAGCUUUAAUGUUGUCUUCACAGUAAUAGGUACAGUAUUGGGCAGAUUUGAUUGUGAUAGCCCAUUAACAAGCCAACAGUUUUGUGAAAGGGCUGGGAUUGCACACUAGUGGCUUUUCAAAAAAAUUCAAUCUCCAAUUGGUCCAGUAUUCUGUCACUAUCCUAGAUAGUAUUGAUAUACAUGAUAACACUGAGAAGAUAAAUACCAGGGUGCCCCCUUGCUCCCACCCACCCCCACCUCCAGCUGGUGGAUGACGUGCUUGCUGGGUGGGAGAGACAGACACAUGGCCCCUUGCCCUUUCCCAGCUGGCCAGCCAGCACUUUCUUCAACAACUGAGUGCUUCCAUUCUAGCGGAAAGAAGCACUCACCAGCGAACAAAGCGCUGGCUGGCCAACUGGGAGAGGGCGAGGGGCCAUGCAUCCAUGCGUCAGUAUUGGCCAUGCCCCCUGCCUCAGGGUGCUUCUUUUGCCAGUUCAAGGGGCAUGGCAGGCAUGGUGCAUGAUGGAAAGGCAGGUGACAGCCUCUCCCAGAGCCAUCACCAACCUCUAUACUCCCUUGAAUGAUACACCGCCAUUGAUGGCUAACAGUGCAUCACAAAAUUAGCCCAGUGUGAUUAGAGAUGGGAAGAUUGGAAAUCUUCAAGAUUAAGUAUCAAAGUGAAGGUGCAAAACAAUUGGAACUAUCAGGAGUGAACCCCACCACUGGUUUGCUAUCUAGACUCAGAUUUAGAGAAGUCUGAGGAGCAGUUUAUGUAUUCCUUAGAACGGAGAGAUAGAACUUCUCCUGUACUUUGCAACUUCAGACUCUGGAAGUUGCAUGUUUGAAUGCUCUCUCAUGGAAAAGGGAGGCGACUCGUUUCACUUAGAAAACUAGCAUGUCAGAGACAAGGGCUCGGUCUAGCCUUUCUUCCUGACAUGCCACUUCUCUAUGUGAAGAUAGUUCCCCCAACAUACACACACACACACUUUUAAAAAAAUGUAUUGGAUUCAUAGCCUAUCCCCUAUCCCAAGGGCUCAGGCCAAUUACACUUAUAUACUAUCCCUCAUCACCAAAAUCCACUCAAACAUUUAACCUCAACACUGCCUGAGGAAACCGCUCAGGAAAAGCUUCACCACUUGAUUCUGCUGAAUAUACAAACUGGCCCAUACAGUGUUCAUGGAAGCAACCACAGAAACCAGCUUUAUUGAACUGACUUUGAAUGAAAUACAAAUGUUUUAUUUUGUUGAUUAGGCCCGCCCCCACCUCACCGCUCUUAUGCUAUAAGGAGCAGAUUACAGGCUGUAACCAAUUUAAUGCCAAAAGCUUGGUCAGUCUCAUCUUCACCAUUCAUUUUCCAAAUAAUAGUGACAAAACAGUUUAAAAUUAAGAAAUUGUGUGUUAAAAUCAAGCUGAAGCACACAAUGUUUUAUUUUUGGAAUCUGUGUAUUAUUUUACUUCAGCUGCUACUGAUUUUUUGUUGAGUUUUACAGCUAUAGAAUGUAGCUCAGCACUGCCUUUCAAUGUAACCUGUUCCCAAAACGUUCUUUUGCUAACAUAUUACAAGGAUUAUUAGUUGAGGCCCUAUGCUAUGUAGCAGAUGCAGAUCGAGCCUUUAAAAAAAAAAGAA